AAACGUUGCUUGCGUGUUGUUUGGAUCACGUGCGUACGCGUUCCUCGCGCAUGGCGAUGUCUUUGAACCUAUGAUAAUGGCACAACUUUUUACAUAAUAAAUAAGCGAAAACGCAGAAGCUACUUGAAGCAGCAGAAUGUCGUUUUAGUUUCUGCGAGUAGCCAACUCUAUCAACUAGCAAGAAAAUCAUUGGAAUAUGUCUACGUUGCAUGGUUGUUUCGAAGCAACAGUUGAGCAAUACCCAUCAAGGACUGCUGUGGUGUACGAUGAUGGCAACAAGAAGUCUCAUCAGACGUAUUUGGAGUUGUCGCGGCGCUCAGAAGAGCUCUCUGCGUUAAUCAACAGGCACGGCAUUUCACAUGCUACCGUUGCGUGUCUAUGUGAUACUACAGCCAACGCUGUGGAUCUCGUUCUGGGGGUACUCAAGGCUUCCUGUGCAUUUGCUUUCCUGAGGUCCGAGUGUCCUGAAAAGUACAUUAAAGCACUUGUGGAUACAACUCCACUCUAUUUAGUUGCAGAGAAAUCACUGUAUGAUAAGUGCAGCCUUGCGACGAUUGAUGAGUGGUCUGUGCUCGAUGCAUUAUGGGACAGCAAAUUUAUAUUUGCUAGUUAUUUUCACAAUGCAAGAGCACAUAUUGAAGAGCCAACAUUGCUGGAGCCACAAAUGGCUUACACCAUGUUUACAUCAGGAACAACUGGUGAACCAAAGGUGGUCAGGGUUCCCCAUGAAUGUGCCUUGCUGAAUGUCCAACACUUACGAUCCAUUUUCAACAUCUCCAAAGAAGACAUAAUAUUUCAGGCAGCACCUAUGACAUUUGAUCCUUGUGUCAUAGAGAUCUUUCUGGCUCUUACAACUGGUGCCCAGCUGGUUUUGACAUCCGAGGCUGUCAAACGUAUCCCUCGAGCUCUUACGCAAUUGCUCAUUGACAACUCAGUUUCGAUUAUUCAGGCAACACCGAGUUUUGUUCGCAGCCUUAGUGCUGAUCGCAUCCGGAGCUCGCUGCUUACUGAAGCUUCACACUUGCGUGUCUUGGCCCUUGGAGGUGAAGAGUGCCCUGCCGGAGCCUGCAUAAAUUCCUGGAGACAGCCAGGAAACAGAACAGAAAUCUACAACCUUUAUGGAAUCACAGAGGUGUCUUGCUGGGCAGCAUGCUAUAGGAUUAGUCCUACCGACACAAGAGUUAUACCAUUAGGAGAACCACUGGAUGGUACUGUACUAGAAGUCAGAGAUGAUUCUGGAAAUGUUGUUGAAGAAGGAGAGGGCAUCCUUUUUGUCGGUGGAUCUACGCGGCGUUGCCUGGUCGGAAAUGAAAAGUGGAUACAUCUGGAUGCCUGCCACAUGCGCAGUUCUGGUGACAGUGUCAGAAAAUCUUCCAAUGGAUUAAUUUUCUUAGGAAGGAAGGAUUCUAUCUUUAAGUACCAUGGCAAGAAGAUCAACCCUGCAUACCUUGCAAGGCAGCUUCAGGAAAUGGGAAUGAUACAAAGUUGCCACACUUACUUCUCCAAAACAGAUCGGAUGCUGUAUUUCUUUGUCAUUCUGCACCCUACAUGCAUUGCUGAAGCUGCGACGACUCAGUUGAUACAAAUCCUUCAACAGGAGUGCCAGUGUCCCUUCCAGGUUGAAGUCGUUCCCAGAUGGCCACUCACUAGCCAUGGAAAAAUAGACGUUGAAGCCCUUGUGGCUCAUCAGAAGAAGCGAAGACUGCAAAGUUCCUUUCCUGAUCUUUGUAUGGUAUUGGCCAGACUUUGGAAUGCCUUAACAAUAAGAAAUGGUGGCACAGUUGUUUCUGCAGAUUCAGAGUUCGUUGCUGCUGGUGGGAACUCACUGGGUGCUGUGAGCAUUUCACAGGAACUGGAGUUUGCUUUGGGCAGCCCUCUGCCACUUCUUGUGGACAAGAUUCUGCAUGAGAAGUUUUCAAAUGUUGAGGGAUAUUUGGCCACCAUGACACAAAGCCGUGAGCAAUCAGCUUGCCCUGUUCCUGCAAAACGAGCAAGACAACUACACGUACCUACAUGGAACACUUUGUCUGAACCAACACGUGUGAAGCGUUCGUCUUGUUUUACGUGCAUAACAAGAUUUGAGACUUGGCAACAUUGUUGCUGUGCUGAGAGCUGUCAUCAACCGAAGAGGAUAGCUGGCCCCAAUCGUGGGAGGCUAACUGUCUCUGAAAGGUGGAAAUACAGCCUGGAGAAAUGCAUUGAUGCAUCUCCUCUUGUUGUCAGCUAUGAAAGGGGUGACACGGUUGUGUUCAUAGGGUCACAUGCAGGCCGCUUUUGUGCCUUGAAUGAGAAGUCCGGGGAUUGCUUCUGGGAGAUGUCAGUUGCUGACAGGAUAGAGUCUUCAGCCACCCUUUCCACCUGUGGCAAAUAUGUUGCAUUCGGUUGCUAUGAUCACCGCAUUUACUGUGCUGAUGUUGUGGAUGGUAGUGUUAAGUGGGCGUUGAGCACUGGUGCAGAAGUCAAAAGCUCACCCACCACAAACAGGAUCAACUGCUCAUUCCUUUGUGGGUCUCAUGAUAAAUGUCUUUACUGCAUCAGUCAGAAUACUGGUAACCUCCUUUGGAAGCAGCGCCUUUCAGAAGGAAGCAUCUUUGCAUCCCCAUCUGUUUCAUAUGAGCCAUACCAAAUAUACGGAGCAACUCUCGAUGGACUGGUUGCAGCUUUGUCUCCUGAACACGGAGCUCUGCUAUGGAUUUGCAAACUGGGCAAGCCUAUCUUCUCUUCACCUGCUGUUUGUGACAGUGGAGUGGGAAUUUGCUGUGUUGACGGCAAAAUUUUCUUCCUUGAUCAUUUGAAUGGCUGCAAGCUGUGGACGGCAGAAACUGGUGGUCCAAUAUUCUCAACACUUUCAGUGUCCACUGGUGAUGGAGGCCCAUCUCUAAUCGUUGGGUGCCAUGAUAACCAUGUCUACAAACUUUCUAGUAAAGACGGGAGUGUGCUUUGGAAGACCCUUCUCAAUGCACCUGUCUAUUCAACAUUAUUUUGUUUCAAUAAUGAGGAGACUUAUGUUGGUGCAAGCACGCAAGGAAACUUGUGUAUAAUUGACAGUCACCGUGGAGAAGUGCUCAGCUCAUACCAUUUCGACAAUGAAGUCUUCUCAUCGCCAGUUGUGCUUGAAGAUGACAUUAUUGUUGGCUGCAGGGACAAUUAUGUGUACUGCCUUCAUUUUGAAAGUAAAUAUUUGAGCUGACAGAGAGAUUCCAAUAUGUGUCUGUCAAUGUAGCAUAAAAAGCAAAGCAUGGUGUGCUUUUAGGGUAUUACUUUGUUUCUCCACUUAUAAUUCAGUCUGCAUGUUAAGAACAAGUGUGUGUUGGUAGUGUCUUCAUAUGUGGUAUGUUCAAUACCCCCGGCGUUCAUGAAACUGGUGCCGGAAAAGUUCCGCCGGUGCCAGUAUUAUGCAUAAGUGGUGCAGCAGGUAUUGGUUCAGCAUGUUGCAGGCGCUUUUGAAUGGAGCACUGAGGUGUACGUCAGUCCACCUCAGUGCUCAGACGUCAGUCCAAAUGUUUAAAGGUGCGUUUUGUUUCGUCCCAGUCGCCAUGUCUUUCUCAAAUGAGCAGAAGGAAAACGUGACCCUUGCCUUGGCAGCUGCAAAUGGCAACAAGAGGAAGGCCGCAAAUAUAUAUCAGUCAUGGAAGUGUGGCGGUAGACCAAAUGCAUUGACUGUCAUCAGUAAUUAUGAGAACCUCAGACAAACCGGCAGCUUCAAGAAACAGCGGCGAAGGAUUCCAUCUUUGAGUUCUAGCCUACGCACAGAUAUUCUACCAUUUAUGGCCUCAAGCCCUCAUGCUAGCGUGUGGGACUUGGCCACCCAGGUACCAAUUUACAUGUCAUCAGUUUGGAGGAUUCUAAAUGACAGCCGUUCACCUGUACCACCUUAACCAGCACCAAUGCUUGGAAGAUAAGGACCUGUAGAAUCGCCUAGAUUUCUUGAAUUGGGUUCUCACAAAAGCUGAUGUGUCACCGGACUUUUUGAGCAACAUCAUGUGCACAGAUGAAGCCAAUUUUCGCAGAAACGUCAAGGUAAAUUUGCAUAAUGCAUACUAUUGGAGUGACUCCAAUGCACUCUGGGUAAAGCGCAAUCGGCACCAGUACCAGUGGUCGCUCAAUGUGCGGUUCGGUAUUUGCGCCGGUGCUAUAAUCUGCCCCAUCUUCUUCGAUCACACACUGACUGGACAACGUUACGUGGACGAAAUCCUUGAAGGAAUGGUGGAUGAGUUUCUCAGCGAAGUCCCACUGUCAUGUCUUCCACUUCUAUCGUAUUAGCAGGAAAAGGCACCCGCACACAGCAGCAGCCGAGCACGAAACUGGCUGGAUGCAAGUUUUCACACGCAAUAGAUUGGAAAGGCCGGGCCUGUAAAUUGGCCGGCUAGGUCACCUGACCUCUCUCCACUCGAGUUGUUUCUUUUAGGUAAUGUGAAAGAUGGUGCCUACAUAAUCAAGACCCACGUCAGAUUAACUCAAGGCAAGGAUAACGGAUGCCGGCCGUAGAAUUCGAGUGUCGGUCAUCAAGAAAUCCAUUGAAGAUGUGACAAAGCGGACUCAGUACUGCGUAGCUGUAGAAGGAGACCUAUCCGAACACGUCCUCCAUAGCAGCACCUUAUGUUCAACAGCGCUUACAAAUUCAUAGAUAAUAAGGGCACACUGAAGUCUGAUGUAUUUGUUGUUUUUGUUUGUGUGCAGGUGUUGCGAUUGCAAAUUCGGCUAAUUUAGAAGUGGUUAUUUACUUUCUUGAACCCAUCGUUUUUGCCUUUUCUCAGCACAUGGGUCGCUUUCUGGUCUGUUUAUUUUGUUUUUAUUUUAUGUCAUGAACCUGUUUUAGCAGCACGUAUACACUCUCAUGAAAAAUAAAACCGUCACUUUUAUUUGA
Messenger RNA from Dermacentor andersoni, 4867 nucleotides. Its product is annotated as beta-alanine-activating enzyme-like. NCBI's taxonomy places the organism in Eukaryota, Metazoa, Arthropoda, Arachnida, Ixodida, Ixodidae. Gene Ontology annotation, molecular function: protein binding. The record is from RefSeq and is a predicted model, not a curated record. Gene Ontology annotation, biological process: amino acid activation for nonribosomal peptide biosynthetic process.